CCCUAAUUUUACGCGGGAAAACGGUCUAGCGAAAGAGGGAGAAAUGGCGACGGAGGAAGACACCGGCGGCGAAGCCUACCAAGUGGAGGAGGAAUUCAGUGUUUGGAAGAAGAACACUCCGUUCUUGUACGACCUAGUUGUUUCUCACGCCCUCGAGUGGCCAUCUCUCACCGUUCAGUGGCUUCCGUCAUCGCCGUCACUGCAUCCCGACGGUUCCUUCGCCGCUCACAAGUUGAUCCUUGGGACACACACCUCCGACGAUUGUCCUAACUUUCUUCUUGUUGCAGAAGCUCACUUGCUGGUCAACACUUCGUCACCACUUGAAACCAAUUUGGAAAUCCCCAAAAUCCCUAAGGUUGAGAUUACUCAGAAGAUACAUGUUGACGGAGAGGUCAACCGGGCACGGUGUAUGCCACAGAUUCCGUCAAUUAUUGCAGCAAAGACUAGUUCUUCUGAACUUUAUGUAUUUAACUCGACAAACCAACCUUUAGAUCAUGAAGGAGGUACUUGUGAACCUGACGUUAGAUUGAGGGGUCAUGACAAAGAAGGGUAUGGGCUGUCAUGGAGUCCUUUUAGAGAGGGGUACCUCUUGAGUGGUUCCAAUGAUUGCAAAAUUUGCUUGUGGGAUGUCUCCACAAUGCCUGACAAUAAAGUUCUUGAUGCAAAAUAUGUUUAUGAGGAUCAUGGGAGUGUGGUUGAAGAUGUAUCAUGGCAUUUGAAGAAUGAUAGUCUAUUUGGAUCUGUUGGGGAUGACUGCAAGCUAAUCAUUUGGGACCUGCGCACAAAUAAACAUGAACAAUCUGCUGUAGUUCAUGAGAAAGAGGUGAAUUACUUAUCUUUCAAUCCAUAUAAUGAGUGGGUUCUGGCUACAGCAUCUUCAGAUACCACUGUUGGUUUGUUCGACAUGCGGAAGUUGACAUCACCAUUGCAUGUUUUAAGUAGUCAUUCGGAGGAGGUAUUCCAAGUGGAGUGGGAUCCAAACCACGAAACCGUGCUUGCGUCUUCAGGUGGUGACAGAAGGUUGAUGGUUUGGGAUCUAAACAGGGUCGGAGAUGAACAACUGGAAGGAGAAGCAGAGGACGGGCCUCCAGAGCUGCUAUUCUCUCAUGGUGGUCACAAGGCCAAGAUAUCCGACUUCUCAUGGAACAAGAACGAACCCUGGCUCAUAUCUAGUGUUGCCGAGGACAAUGCUCUCCAGGUCUGGAAAAUGGCCGAAAGCAUUUAUCGCGAAGAAGAUGACGACAUUUGAAAACUCAUCUUUUUACUCUUGGUUUAUGUGUUGCUUCAAAAUCAUAGACUUCACUUCUUUUUGGUAACAUAAAUCAUCAUUGUUGUGUCAAA
This is a messenger RNA of Cynara cardunculus var. scolymus (artichoke), 1341 nucleotides long. Its product is annotated as WD-40 repeat-containing protein MSI2-like. The record is from RefSeq and is a predicted model, not a curated record. Gene Ontology annotation, cellular component: nucleus. Gene Ontology annotation, biological process: regulation of gene expression. Gene Ontology annotation, molecular function: histone binding. Lineage: Eukaryota; Viridiplantae; Streptophyta; Magnoliopsida; Asterales; Asteraceae. Bases 44 to 1249 code for a protein of 401 amino acids. The transcript has 6 exons.